AUGCAGGAGAUACGCUACCCUUGUGGCCAUUGCCCUUGCCGUCCUCAAUACACACCGGCUUAUGACUAUGGCGCCGCAACGCCCUCUUCAGCACCUGCCAAGUACGAUUUCUACUACGGUGUUAACGACCCACCGUCUGGCAACGAUUUCGGCCAUCAGGUAGCCCGAGAUGGCCCUAAUACUCAGGGUUCCUACUUUGUCCUCCUUCCCGACGGUCGGCUUCAGAGGGUCACCUACAAUGUGAACGGUGAUUCUGGCUACUUGGCCGAGGUCACCUACGAGGGAGAGGCCACACCACGCCCCUAUACACCCGCCCCUCAGUAUGCGUAG
This is a messenger RNA of Penaeus monodon (black tiger shrimp), 330 nucleotides long. Its product is annotated as pro-resilin-like. NCBI's taxonomy places the organism in Eukaryota, Metazoa, Arthropoda, Malacostraca, Decapoda, Penaeidae. The transcript has a single exon. The record is from RefSeq and is a predicted model, not a curated record. Gene Ontology annotation, cellular component: extracellular matrix. Bases 1 to 330 code for a protein of 109 amino acids.